Molecule: messenger RNA, 1053 nt
Organism: Zasmidium cellare ATCC 36951
Lineage: Eukaryota; Fungi; Ascomycota; Dothideomycetes; Mycosphaerellales; Mycosphaerellaceae
Exons: 3
Coding region: 1-1053 (350 amino acids)
Source: RefSeq, a predicted model, not a curated record
AUGGUGAAAUUCUCCGGCUUGGCUCUCUCCCUUUUGUUUGCGAUUGUCAGCGCUGCUCCUAAUUACACGAUUCCAGUUGAGCGAUGCAUCAGUCCCAAUGGCUUCAACUCCUGCCAGAGCCAGGUCAACAGUGUAGCGCAGAACUGCGAGUCCACUGCAGGUGGUGACCAAGACAAGAUCGCAGCUUGUGCCCAGGUGGCCACCGAGUUUACACUGAACUGCGUGUACGAAGAUUGUUGGAACAUCGUCUACAGCUGCGAAGUCCAAGAACUGGCCAGCCUCGUCGCCCAGAAUUUCGGCGCUUCGAAUUUGUUAUAUUACCCAGCUCCCGACAACGCUCCCGGUCGAUGCUCCUGCAACCUCGAGUUGGUGGAGGAGGUCGUCGUAGGGUUGUUGGCAUCUCUGGGCAACUGCACAAACUCACACGCCGAUAAUCUUGACGGAUGUACCUGCUGUGCGCAAUCGGGUGCCUAUGCUGGACUCUAUGAAGUCUGCCCAUCGGUAGACCCGAAGAUUCUUCUCCAGACCUUGCCAGGCAUAGACACAUUGCUGGGUACAUAUGACCCGCAAUUUGCGAAUUGUGGACCAAAUCUUCAGAACCUGGACUGCGUCAAGGACUUGGGGUAUCCAGACCUUAAUAGCGCUUCACUAUCGUAUCUCACCGCGUUGCCAUCGAGCACAGGCACGGCGUCGUACUCGGAUCUCUCGGGCGAGCUGUCGUCGCCAACUGCCGCUGUCGUCACUUACGCUCCUCAAACGGGAGUCCCUUUGACUGCAUCGGCUGUGAAUGCUGAGGCUGGAGGCUCAGGCGGAGGCUCAGCCAGUACGACUGCCGCCAGUGGAGGCGGUGCUCCAAAUUCGCGGGCCUCCACCACUAAUGCUGGCGCUCUUGGACAGAGCACUCCUGCCAGUAAUGGAUGGUCAGCUACCAGCGCUGGGUCUGGCAGUGGUAGUGCUGCUGCCCCUUCCAGCACGAGUGGUGCUAUCAGCUUCAAGACUUUCUCAAUGAGCUCCGUGAUCGCCAUGCUUUUGCUGGUGGUAAUGUCUUCAUAG